This is a messenger RNA of Rhizophagus irregularis DAOM 181602=DAOM 197198, 2406 nucleotides long. NCBI's taxonomy places the organism in Eukaryota, Fungi, Glomeromycota, Glomeromycetes, Glomerales, Glomeraceae. The record is from RefSeq and is a predicted model, not a curated record.
AUGGAAUACCGAUAUUUACUUGGUGAUUCACUUAAUGUUAAUAAUAUAGUAAUAAAUAAAAAUCAAACAUUAUUAGCAUUAAAUAUUAGUACAGAAGUUGUAAUAUUUUCAAUGAAAACUGGAAUGUGGAUUUCAAGAUAUGAUCCUUUUCAUACUUCUGAUGCGAUUGAUAUUAGUGAUAGUUUUGGCAACUCUCAAAAUAUUAUUAUAACUAAAUCAAACAAAAAAAUUUCUGUUAUUGAAAAUAAUAUUUGGAUUACGGAUGGAUUGAAUAAAAAUAUAUUUCAACAAAUGUUAAACAUUACCUAUCAUAAUAACAUUUAUACUUUGCCAAUUUUCAAAACUAUACAAGAUAUGCUUAAAGAUAUCAAUAAUAAUAAGAAUAAUGAUAAAUUUCCAGAAAAUCAUAUGGUUCAAUUAGGUGGGGAACUAUUUCAAUUUAUUAUUGAAAGAAAAACUUCUAAUUUAGUUAAACUUAUUGGAAUUAAAAAUUCUCAAAAUAAUGAUAAAUUGGAAAAAAAUCAGAAUAAUUAUUCUUUAAUUUAUUUUAAAUAUGAUGACAUAUAUUCAUAUAGAUUAUUGAAUAAUCAGGAUUUGGCAUUAAUUACUAAACAAGGAAUCUUUAUUUAUACAGUUGAAGAUUCAUUAAAACUUCGAUAUUUUGGAAUAAUAAAUAUUGGAGUUCACGUGAUUAUCAAAAAAUAUAAAGAUGAAGAAUAUAAGGCAUUAAUUUUAUAUAUUAUAAAUGAUCCAAUUGAAUUUUUAAAAUUUGGAUCAGAAAUAUUAAAAGUAGUAAUUAAUGAAAAAAACGAUUUUAUUAUUCAUAUUAUUCAAUUAAUCUUUGAUAAAAUUAUUGAAUUAAUUAAAAAGAAUUCAGCAGAUUACAGUUACAUGGCACUUAUUAGUUUAUAUUUACCUAAAUUAUGUGAUCAUUAUUCUCAUUUAGUAACAAAAUAUAUUAUAUAUACAUCUAUUCCUAUUUGUUUAUCUAUCAAAAAUUCAACAAAUACUUCCCUUCAUGCAUAUUCAAAUAAUAUUUCUAUUGAAAAAUCCAUUCCAUCAAAUAAUAGUUAUAUUAAAAGGUUAAUAUCAUUUUAUAAAAGUUUAACUCAUCAUUUAAAAAUUAAGGAAGAAAUUAUUAGUUUUAUUAUUCCUUUUCCUCAAAUUUGUAAAUAUCAAGAUAAUAAUUAUAAUAAUUGGAAUGAAAUUUUAUAUAAACCAAAACCUAUUCUUUUUUAUAAUAUAGAUACCAAUAAUUUUUAUAAAUGGUGGAAUUUUGCUGCUAUUAUAGAUUUUAAAUGGAAAAUUUUUGAAAAAAUUUAUUAUUUAAUUUGGUUAAUUUAUACUAUUUUUUUUCUUUGUUUUGCAUUAGCUUCUACAUUAGAACAAGAUAAUAAUAAUAUACUUUUUAUAAUUUCAAUUUUACUUGGUUUUAUACAUUUAACUUUUGAGAUUAGACAAUGUUUAUGGAAUCCAAAAUUUUAUUUUACUGAUUUAUGGAACUUAUUUGAUGUAGGGGCGUAUUUUUUAUCUAUUAUAACAUCAAUAUAUUGGCUUAUCUAUGGAAAACCACCACUUUGGAUUAUAGCAUUUUCUAAUUUAUUACUAAAUAUUAAAUUUUUAUUAUUUUUUCGAGUAUUUGAAUCAUUUGGAAUUUAUUUUGUUUUAAUGAUUGGGGUUGCUAAAAAGGUCUUUCCAUUUUUAAUAGUCUUAUUUCUUAUUAUAUCUGGAUUUGCUCAUGCAUUUUUCAUUCUUUUAAAACCAAAUAAAAAUGAUGACGAUAAUUCUAUUAAUCCGGAUGGAACUACAUUAAUUCAAUCUCCUAAUUCAAAUACAAAUAUGUUUAGUUUAUUUCCAACUUCACUUUUAGCUAUGUAUUUACUUCUUAUAGGUAACUCUGAUUCUUUAUCACCAUGGACUUCUCAUCAAACUCCUCCUUCGAUGGCAUUUUUUUUAGUCUUAUUUACAUUUUUUACGGUAAUUUACCUUAUGAAUUUGUUUAUUGGAUUGCUUAAUGUGGCGAUCGAAAAUUAUGAUAAGAAUGAAGAAUUUUUACUUCAAAAGGCAAAGAUUAUUAUGGAAAUUGAAUUAUUUUACAUGUUGCCUUAUCAAAGAUGUAAUAAAAAAUGGUUUCCAGAUUGGAUUCAUUAUGAUAUACCUGUUAAUAAGGUUUAUAAAUUAAUUAAUGCAAUUGAUAAUAAUCGAACUGAAUUUAAUUCACCUCCAUUUAUUAGUAAUCGAUUAAGAAAUUUAUUAAAAAUUCCAGAACCAAUUAAUGAAAAUAAAUCAUUUGAAGAACUUAAGCAACAAAUGAGAGAUGAAUUUAAACAACAAAUAAAAGAUAUGCAAGAAUUAUUAAAUAGUUUUAUUAAAAAUUCGAAUACUUAUCAUGUUAAUACCAAAUAA